CGCUCCUCGGGAUAUCACCAUCGUCGACGUCUCCAUGCUGCGACGCGUAGUGUCGACCGCGGCCCGGCGCCGGAGCCUCGCCAGCGCGCUGAGCAUCCAUGGCGGCGCCACCGCCCACGUCCGCGCGUCCUUGGCCUCUCUGCAUCUGCGCUCGCUGCACACGAGCCUGCCGCUGCUGCGCAGCGAUACGGGUACGGUCGAGGAUUUGUACCAGAAGAAGACGCCGCUCGAGCACGUCCUGCUUCGGCCGGGCAUGUACAUCGGGUCUGUCGAGAGCACGAAGGAGACCAUGUGGAUCUGGAGCGACUCGGAGCGCCGCAUGGUCCAGCGGUCGCUCGAGUUUGUACCUGCUCUGUACAAGAUCUUUGACGAAAUCCUGGUCAACGCCGUCGACAACAAGGUCCGCGACAGCGCCAUGUCGCGCCUGGAAGUGAGUGUGCUUCCUGGGUCGGCGGCCAACUGCCACAAAGCGACGAUCUCGGUCUUCAACGACGGCAAGGGCAUUCCGAUCCAGUUCCACAAGCAAGAAAACGUCUAUGUGCCCGAGCUCGUCUUGGGCCACCUCUUGACCGGCUCGAAUUUUGACGACGCGUCUGCGCGCCUCACGGGCGGUCGCCAUGGGUACGGUGCGAAGCUCACCAACAUCUUUAGCUCCGAGUUUGUCGUCGAGACGGGCGACGCCAAGAGCGGCCAGCGCUACACGCAGACGUGGCGCAACAACAUGCGCGAGCGUGGCGAGCCGAUCAUCGCGCCCUACGACGGCGACGACUUUACGCGCAUUACGUUUACACCGGACCUCGCCAAGUUUGAAAUGGCCAAGCUCACGAGCAGCAUGACGCGCGUGCUCCGGAAGCGGGUUUUUGACGUCGCGGGCUGCCUCCCCAACGUCAUCGUCAAGUGGAACGACGAAGAAGUGCCGCUCGUCGGCUUUGAGUCGUACGUGCAAGCGUUCGAAGGCGCGACGACCAAAGAGGCCGAACUCGCCUUGUACAGCCGCGCCAACAAGCGCUGGGAGAUUGGUGUCCUUCCGUCCGACGUGGGCUUUGUCCAAGUGAGCUUUGUGAACGGCAUGACGACGCACCGCGGCGGCACGCACAUCAACUACAUCCUCGAGCAGCUCUGCAAGCGCAUCGCUGACCACAUCAACAGCAAGCAGAAAGACAUGACUGUGACGGCGACGCAGAUCAAGCCGCACAUUGCGCUCUUUGUAAACGCGCUCAUCGAGAACCCGACGUUCGACUCGCAAAUGAAAGAGAAUCUGACGUCGCGUCCGUCGACGUAUGGCUCGACGUGCGUCCUCUCGGAGCGCUUCAUCAAGAGCGUCCUCAACAACUCGGGGAUUGUCGAGCGCGUGGUUGCGGCGAUGAAGACCAAGCAGCGCUCAGCACUCAAUAAGAAGGUCGCGAAAAAGACGAUUCUGGUCCCGAAGCUCGAAGAUGCCAACUGGGCGGGGAGUCCGCGCGCGUCCGAGUGCACGCUCAUUCUGACCGAAGGCGACUCGGCAAAGGCGCUCGCGGUCGCCGGUCUCGCGGUCGUCGGCCGGGAUACGUACGGUGUCUUUCCGCUGCGCGGCAAGUUUCUCAACGUACGGGACGCGUCCGACUCGCAGCUGAGCAAGAACGCCGAGUUUAGCCACCUCUGCACGAUCCUUGGGCUCAAGCUCGGCUCCAAGUACGAGACACCGGAAGAGAAGGCGACACUCCGCUACGGCCGCGUGCUCAUCAUGACGGACCAGGACCACGACGGGUCGCACAUCAAGGGCUUGCUCUUGAACCUCUUCCACACCUUCUGGCCGCAGCUGCUCCAAGACAACUUUGUGAGCACGUUCCUGACGCCGCUCAUGAAGGCGCAGACGAAACAGACGGUCUUGCCCUUCUUCUCCGUGCCAGAGUACGAGCAGUGGAAGGCGUCGAAUCCCGAUUUGUCGCACUCGGUCAAGUACUACAAGGGUCUCGGGACCAGCACGAGCGCAGAGGGGAAAGAGUACUUUGAAGAGCUCAACGAGCACACGGUCGACUUUCGUUGGACGUCCGAUGACGACGGCGACGCGAUUGCGAUGGUCUUUAGCAAGGACCGCGUCGCGGAGCGCAAGGCGUGGCUCUCGAAUCUCGCGCCGUCGACGCUCCACGAGCGCACGCCGACCAUGCGCCUCCACGACUUUGUGCACUCGGAGCUCAUCCAGUUCUCGCAUGCGGACAACGCGCGGUCGAUUCCGAGUGCGAUCGACGGCCUCAAGCCCUCCCAGCGCAAAGUGCUCUACGCGUGCUUCAAGCGCAAGCUCACAAAGGAAGUCAAAGUCGCACAGCUCGCGGGGUACUGCGCCGAGCACACGGCGUACCACCACGGCGAAGCGUCGUUGCAUAGCACGAUCGUCAACAUGGCGCAGGACUAUGUCGGCGCCAACAACAUUCCGCUUUUGUAUCCGUCCGGCCAGUUUGGCACGCGCCUCCAAGGCGGCAAGGACGCGGCGUCGCCACGUUACAUUUUCACCUACCUGCACCAGUACACGCGGCUCCUCUUCCCGGAGGCGGACGAGCCGCUCCUGGAAUAUGUGAUCGACGACGGCGAUCCGGUCGAGCCGACGUACUAUGUGCCAAUUCUACCGCUGCUGCUUGUGAACGGCAGCGAAGGCAUUGGUACGGGGUGGUCCACGAGCAUUCCAAGCCACCACCCGAUCCAGCUCAUUGACCGGCUCCUCGCGCGCAUCGACGGCGACGCGUCAUGCGAUGCGCUCGCGCCGUGGGUCAAGGGGUUCCAAGGCAAAAUUGCCCCGAACGGCCUCAACUACCUCUCGACGGGCGACCUUGAGAUUUUGAAGAAGACGCCCCGAACGGUCGCCGUCCGCGUCUCCGAGUUGCCCGUCGGCAAGUGGGUCGAAGACUACAAGAAUUUCCUGCACAACCUCAUUGCGACCAAGAAGGUGCGCGUGUUCACCGAGCACCACACGGACAAGACGGUGUGCUUUGAGCUCGUGAUUGAGAAGGACGGCGCCGAUGCAAUGGACGACGCGACGCUGCGCAAACUGCUCAAGCUCGAAUCCAACAUCAACACGACCAACAUGCACGCGUUCAACGCCGACGGGAAGCUCGUCAAGUUUGAUUCGAGCGCCGAGAUCCUCGACGCCUUCUUCAACGUGCGCCUCGACCUCUACGCGCGCCGCAAGACGUACUACGAAGACCGUCUUGGCCGCGAGUGCGCCAAGCUCGAGAACCGCGUUCGGUUCCUCCAGGAAAUGGCCUCGGAUGCCAGCCCGCUCCGGUCGCUCUGGACGUCCCGCCCUUCCAAGGCCGACGCGAUGGCCGCGCUUCGGGCUGCUGGGUUUGCUCCGGCGAGCGCGUUUGAAGUGGAUGGCGGCAGUGACGCCAACGACAAGGACGCGUAUGACUACCUCCUCCAGACAUCGUUUCUUCAGUGCACGCUCGAGCACGCGGAGAAGCUGACGCGCGAGUUUGGCGCCAAGCAAGCGACCUUGGAGCAGCUGCGCGAGACGUCGCCGAAGGCACUUUGGAAAGCGGAGCUUCAUGCUCUCCGUGAAGCGCUCCUCGAAGACGCCGAAUACCACGAUGCGAUCGAGGCGUGAGCGAGAUGUACAUUGAAAGUGCAAUAUGAAGAAACAGUCUUGGCCUAGUCA
This is a messenger RNA of Saprolegnia diclina VS20, 3631 nucleotides long. RefSeq lists its product as hypothetical. NCBI's taxonomy places the organism in Eukaryota, Oomycota, Saprolegniomycetes, Saprolegniales, Saprolegniaceae. Gene Ontology annotation, biological process: sister chromatid segregation; resolution of meiotic recombination intermediates; DNA topological change. Gene Ontology annotation, cellular component: nucleus. Bases 35 to 3580 code for a protein of 1181 amino acids. Gene Ontology annotation, molecular function: ATP binding; DNA topoisomerase type II (double strand cut, ATP-hydrolyzing) activity; DNA binding. The record is from RefSeq and is a predicted model, not a curated record. The transcript is spliced from 4 exons.